UCACAGCCUGGUUGCCCCGGCAGAGAGAUGUGUCUGCGGAAGCAUCACUGCUCUGAAUGUUGUGAAGAGUGUUGGUCCAAGAGUGGGAUUGAAAUGCUGCUCCUUACCCUCUUUUGUGUAGCUUCUCUGAUCAGCAGCGUCAAUGCAGGUUUUUCUUCUCAAUCUUUUAUGUUCAGAAAUAACCAGCAGAGUGGAACUGCUGGUAGUCCUACAGGAUAUAAUGAAAUAGAGUGUGGCCUCCGACCAUCUUACGAGUCCUUUCUGGAGACUGGCAAGAGGAUCACAGCAGGGAGAUACGCCAAGACUGGGGAGUUCCCGUGGCACGUGAGCAUCCAGAGCAAUGGGAAACAUAUCUGCGGAGGCACCGUGAUCAGCGCAUUGUGGAUUUUAACUGCAGCCCAUUGCUUUGCAGAAGAGGUGCCACCAGAUCUCACUGUUGUAGUGGGGGGAACUGACCUCAGCCGCCCGCUGGAACAACAUAGGCCGGACAGCUUGAUCCUCCACGAAAACUUUGACAGAAUGAGCAUGCAAAAUGAUAUCGCUCUGAUCCUGCUCAGCAAUCCCAUUGAGUUCAGCAAUGAGAAAAUCCCCAUCUGCUUGCCCUUCAUAUAUGACAUCAAUACGUGGCAACACUGCUGGAUUGCUGGGUGGGGAACAACAAGUGCAGCGUCCCACGUGCUGCAGAAAGCGCGGAUGAAGCUCAUCAGCAGGGAGGAAUGCUUGGAGCGGAUCCCGCAGCUAGAGGAGAACAUGCUGUGUGCUGAGCUGGAGAAAGGAGAAAGAGGUGCCUGCCAGGUGGACAGCGGGGGACCUCUGGUUUGCAGCUACUGGAACACCAUGAAGUGGUUUCAGGUUGGCAUCGUCAGCUGGGGAGAAGAUUGUGCAGAAAAGCCAAACCAUGAGAUCUUAAUAUCUGUUUACAGCUACCGUGGCUGGAUCGAGACUGAAACAGCCAUAAGGGGGAAACCUUUCUUCAUUGAAGGCGUGGAUAACCAUGCAAAUGGCGAGGUGGUUCUUUCCAGGGCUGAGACACAGCUGGUGUUUCUUGAGUGUCGCCUCCUUUUAUUUAUCUCUUUAAUAGCAAUUAGAUUACUCUAGAGAAGAUUUUUCAAAACAUAAUAAAAGAACUAAUGUCUCAUUUCUUCUUUUGCUGCUGACCCAUAUAAUCAUGUCUCAGGUCAACCUGCUCCAUCUCACUGAUGUGGACACAGAUGCCAAAAUGAGAUGGCACAGUGAGACAAGGAAGAGAUGCAGAGGACAGAGAGAUGAAUGAGAGAGCCCAGGACACAGACAAGAGAGGCCAUAAUCCUCUGAAAAAAACAGAUUUUCCACACUGCUGGGUCACAUCAGGCCCAGUUUUUUGCUAAGCUCACAUGCAAAGUCAAGAUGUGGCAUCUGAAGCAACUGCUCCCCUUGGAAAACUGAAACCCUAAGAAAGGUCUUACCUUACUCAGUUGCAUAUUAACUUAGCUGUUGGUAGGAUAGCUCUGGGUUAAUGUAUCUUACAGCUAAUUAUUAGCUGGACUAAUGUAUCUUCUAUCUUGCAGCUGGCCCAAGCUAAAGGCAUCUUCAGGGACCAAAGCAGCUGUUCAGGUGAUACGGCAAGCUGCUGGGACAUGACUACAUGUCGUAUUCAGUAUAUCCUUAAGCUACAAAAAGGGCAAGAAAUCUUUGGGGCAGUGUUGGAAGGUGUAGCAUCAUAUAACUAAUCAGUCUUAUUUACCUGGAUUGCAAAUGCUGGGUUUUGGUUGUUAAAGGCAAUAG
This is a messenger RNA of Aquila chrysaetos chrysaetos, 1764 nucleotides long. RefSeq names its product serine protease 55 (gene PRSS55). NCBI's taxonomy places the organism in Eukaryota, Metazoa, Chordata, Aves, Accipitriformes, Accipitridae. Gene Ontology annotation, biological process: proteolysis. Gene Ontology annotation, molecular function: serine-type endopeptidase activity. The record is from RefSeq and is a predicted model, not a curated record.